UCCACAAAACAAAUUCGUACUCUCGUAUUCUCUUUAUUAUCGGUUUCUGCGAACUUUUAUGUUCCAGCGAUAUAUGGAUAAUUUAUAAGCCCUGUAAUAACCGGAUUUAUUACACAUAGAGCUAGAAAAGUAUAGCAAUCGCCAUGCUAUUAACACUAGCUUUACUGGGCGUGGCCAUAUUUCUGGCCUAUAGUUUCUACCACAAUUCCUACACCUACUGGGCCCGGAAGGGAGUGCCUCAUGAGCCUCCACUGCCUCUUAUCGGAAACUUGAAGGGAAUCGGGUCGAAGUACCAUUUCCGGGACAUCAACCAGAGGAUCUACGAUAAAUUCAAGGGCAAGGCUCCCUUUGCGGGAAUGUUCAUGUUCUUCAAGCGAACAGCAAUGAUCACCGACCUGGACCUCAUCAAGCAGGUGCUUGUCAAGGAUUUUCAUCACUUUCAGGAUCGCGGCGCCUUCAACAAUCCGCGCGACGAUCCCCUGACAGGACACCUGCUGACUCUUGAGGGCGACGAGUGGAGAUCGAUGAGGCAGAAGCUCACUCCUGUUUUCACCUCCGGAAAGAUGAAGCACAUGUCGGGAGUGGUUGUGGAGGUGGGUCACCGCCUGGCCGAUGCCAUGGACAAGGCAGUUAAGGAGGCCCAAGUGGAGGACAACGAUGUGGAGAUCAAGGAUCUCUGUGCCCGCUUCACUACGGACGUCAUUGGUUCGUGUGCUUUUGGGCUGGAGUGUUACAGUCUGCAGGAUCCCAACGCCGAGUUCCGUGAAAAGGGUCGCAUGGUCUUCGAGAAGCCCCGCCACUCCAUGCUUGUGCAGGCUUUUAUAUUCACCAAUGCCAAGCUGGCUAAGAAGUUGCGUAUGAAGGCUCUUCGUGAUGAUCUGACCGAUUUCUUCCUGUCGGCGGUGAAAAACACAGUCGAAUAUCGCAUCAAAAACGGCAUAAAGCGAAACGAUUUCAUGGAUCAACUAAUAGAACUUAGAGCCGAGGACCAAGAAGCGGCUAAGAAGGGUCAGGGGAUCGACCUGUCCAAAGGGUUGACCCUGGAGCAAUUGGCAGCCCAGGCCUUCGUCUUUUUCGUGGCUGGAUUCGAAACAUCCUCCAGUACUAUGGCGUUCUGUUUAUACGAACUGGCGCUGCAACCCGAGAUUCAACAAAAGGUAAGGGAGGAGAUUAAUUCUGUUCUAGAAGGGGAGGAGAUCACCUACGACGCUCUAUCAGCAAUGAUCUAUUUGGAACAGGUGCUGGCGGAAACACUUCGGAAACAUCCCAUUGUUGCGCAACUUUUGCGAGAAACCAAUGAGAGCUAUAAUGUUCCCAAUACGGAGUUGGUCAUAGAGAAGGGAACUACUCUUCUGAUACCCGUUCACAACAUUCACCAUGAUGCCGAUUUAUAUCCUGACCCGGACCGUUUCGAUCCCUGUCGCUUUGAUCCGCAGGAGUCGAAGUCCCGUCAUCCAUUUUCCUAUUUGCCCUUUGGCGAUGGACCCCGAAAUUGCAUUGGUUUUCGUUUUGGAAAAAUGCAAGCCAAGAUUGGUCUUGUCUCCCUGCUGCAACGCUUCAAGUUUGGAAUUUCAAAACUAACCGAGGUUCCCCUAACCCUGGACACCCGCAGUCCUACUUUGGCCACCAAGUACGGCAUUCACUUGAAAGUAGAACGCAUCUAGCCACCGAUUUUGAGAAUAUUUAAUCUUCUUUCUUCGAAUGUAAGCGCCAACGGUGCAAACUUUUUUAAACAAUGUUUGAUUACCCCUUAUCAACAGACAUGGUACCACUAAAAAGCUAAAGUGGUUUAUCUUAAGUGUUUGUGCCGCCAUAAUCGUACUUUUUAUUGAUGUUUUUGUUUUAAGUUGCUAAUAAAUAAAUCAAUUAAUAAAAAUUGUA
This is a messenger RNA of Drosophila biarmipes, 1881 nucleotides long. Its product is annotated as probable cytochrome P450 6a14. The record is from RefSeq and is a predicted model, not a curated record. The transcript is spliced from 2 exons. Gene Ontology annotation, molecular function: heme binding; monooxygenase activity; iron ion binding. NCBI's taxonomy places the organism in Eukaryota, Metazoa, Arthropoda, Insecta, Diptera, Drosophilidae. The coding region runs from base 144 to 1664 and encodes 506 amino acids.